This is a messenger RNA of Anopheles maculipalpis, 1660 nucleotides long. RefSeq names its product T-complex protein 1 subunit epsilon (gene CCT5). Gene Ontology annotation, cellular component: chaperonin-containing T-complex. The coding region runs from base 36 to 1658 and encodes 540 amino acids. The transcript has 2 exons. Gene Ontology annotation, molecular function: ATP hydrolysis activity; ATP-dependent protein folding chaperone; ATP binding. The record is from RefSeq and is a predicted model, not a curated record. NCBI's taxonomy places the organism in Eukaryota, Metazoa, Arthropoda, Insecta, Diptera, Culicidae. Gene Ontology annotation, biological process: protein folding.
GUAGUGUGCUUGUGUAGUGGAGUAAAUCGAGCAAGAUGAUGUCCUUACCGGGAAUGUUCGCCUGUGACGAAUACGGGCGUCCGUUUAUCGUGCUCCGUGAUCAGGAGAACCAGAAGCGACUGACCGGCAACGAGGCUAUUAAGAGUCACAUCUUGGCAGCGAAGCAGAUCGCUUCCAUCAUUCGUUCGUCGCUCGGACCAAAAGGGCUGGACAAGAUGAUGGUCAGCGGUGACGGUGACGUCAUGGUCACGAACGAUGGUGCCACCAUCAUGAAGGAGAUGGAUGUGGAUCAUGAAAUCGGCAAGCUGUUGGUGCAGCUCAGUCAAUCACAGGACGAUGAAAUCGGUGACGGUACGACGGGAGUGGUUGUGCUGGCCGGAGCAUUACUCGAGCAAGCCGAAUCCCUGCUCGACCGUGGCAUUCAUCCGAUCCGAAUUGCGGAUGGGUUCGAGCUGGCAGCACAGUGCGCUGUGAAGCAUCUGGACACGAUCGCACAACCGUUUCCGGUAUCGCGCGACAACAAGGAACCGCUGAUUCGUGUCGCCAUGACAACGCUCGGCAGCAAGAUCGUAAACAAGUGUCAUCGGCAGAUGGCGGAAAUUGCGGUCGAUGCUGUGCUGACGGUAGCCGAUCUGGAGAAGAAGGACGUCAAUUUUGAGCUGAUCAAGCUGGAGUGUAAGGUGGGCGGACGGAUGGAAGACACCUGUCUGGUGAAGGGCGUUGUAGUGGACAAAACGAUGAGCCACUCGCAGAUGCCGACCGUAUUGAAGGAUGUGAAGUUGGCCAUUCUGACCUGCCCAUUCGAACCGCCGAAGCCCAAGACCAAGCAUAAGCUCGAUGUGACAUCCGCGGACGAUUACCGCAAGUUGCGCGAGUACGAGCAGGAGAAGUUCCUGGAGAUGGUGAAGCAGGUGAAGGAUGCCGGUGCAACGUUGGCCAUCUGCCAGUGGGGUUUCGAUGAUGAGGCGAACCACCUGCUUCUUCAGCAGCAAUUGCCCGCAGUUCGUUGGGUCGGAGGACCGGAAAUUGAACUGAUUGCUAUUGCUACCGGUGGAAGAAUUGUGCCGCGAUUUGAGGAACUCACUCCGGACAAGCUCGGAUCGGCUGGUGUCGUGCGAGAGUUAAGCUUCGGUACGACCAAGAACAAGAUGUUGGUGAUUGAGGACUGCAAGAAUACGCGCGCCGUCACUGUGCUGAUCCGUGGUGGCAAUCGGAUGAUCACCGAGGAAGCGAAACGUUCCAUCCAUGACGCUCUGUGUGUGGUACGUUCGUUGAUCCGUGAUUCGCGUAUCGUGUAUGGUGGUGGUGCAGCAGAAAUUAGCUGCUCAUUGGCGGUGGCCCGUGAAGCCGAUCAGCUGUCCACGCUGGAACAGUACGCGUUCCGGGCGUUUAGUGUUGCACUCGAAUCGAUCCCGCUGGCUCUGGCAGAAAACAGUGGCCUUUCACCGAUUGAAACGUUGGCCGAGCUGAAGGCACGCCAGGGUACGGAGAACAGCUCGACGUUCGGAGUGGACUGCAUGCUGACGGGCAAUUCCGACAUGAAGGAUCAUCACGUGAUCGAGUCACUGCACUCAAAGAAGCAGCAGAUAGUGCUCGCUACCCAGCUCGUUAAGAUGAUUCUGAAGAUCGACGAUGUGCGAACUCCGGCCGAUCGUUAAGA